AUGCCUAAAGGUGAAUCGGUGGUGACUGGGGCGAGCGAUAAUUUUAGUUCGAGGACAUUGCUUAUAACUGGAAAGGACCGGAAAUGGUGGGAUAUAUCAACUUUUUCAAAGGAGGAUAAUCCGAAUGGGCUUGCGUGCGAGUCUUCCUUCGCGAUAUUAUUUCCCAAAUAUCGCGAAAAAUAUCUCAGAGAAUGUUGGCCAUUAAUUGAGAAAUGUUUUGGUGAAAACUUUCUAAAAGCAGAAUUAGAUGUUCUCGAAGGUACAAUGAUAGUUCGCACCACGAGAAAAACUUGGGAUCCGUAUAUAAUCAUUAAGGCUCGAGAUACUUUAAAAUUACUUGCGCGAAGUGUUCCUUAUGAACAAGCGAUACGCGUUUUGCGUGAUGAUACAUCGUCUGAAAUUAUUAAAAUAAGUUCUAUGGUUUCAAAUCGCGAACGGUUUGUAAAACGGCGCGCAAGACUUGUUGGAAAUGAAGGUGCAACAUUAAAAGCCAUUGAACUAUUGACUCAAUGUUAUAUUAUGAUCCAAGGAGGAACUGUAGCUGCUGUUGGUCCUUAUCAGGGGUUGAAGGAUGUGAGAGAAAUAGUUGAAGACUGUAUGAAUAACAUUCAUCCAAUCUACAAUAUUAAAACAUUAAUGAUAAAACGAGAAUUGAUGAAAGAUGAGAAAUUGAAAAAUGAAGACUGGAGUCGAUUUCUACCCAAAUUUAAGAAAAAGAUGCAAUCUUCUCAAUCAACGAAUCAAGCGAAAAAGAAAAAAGCUGCAAAGUGGAAAAAGAAGACAAUAUAUACGCCCUUUCCUCCGCCUCCAGUCAUGAGUAAAAUUGAUAAGCAGUUGGAAAGUGGUGAAUAUUUCUUGAAUGAAAGAGCGCGGCUCCAAGAGAAAAUGAAUGCAAAGGCUUUGAAGAGGGUUGAUAGGAUUGCGGAGCGUCAAAAGGAGCGAGCUGCAGCUUUCAUCCCACCAGAUGAAAAACCAAAGUCUAAAGCUAAUAAAAAACUCGUUGAUACACCUCUUGAUAUCAAAAAGCUGAAAAAGAAAGUAAAGAAGCUCGAAUCUGACUGA
Molecule: messenger RNA, 1062 nt
Organism: Dracunculus medinensis (Guinea worm)
Lineage: Eukaryota; Metazoa; Nematoda; Chromadorea; Rhabditida; Dracunculidae
Source: the annotation of a GenBank genome assembly